Molecule: messenger RNA, 2267 nt
Organism: Oryzias latipes (Japanese medaka)
Lineage: Eukaryota; Metazoa; Chordata; Actinopteri; Beloniformes; Adrianichthyidae
Gene: btr30
Product: bloodthirsty-related gene family, member 30
Molecular function (GO): protein binding; zinc ion binding
Source: RefSeq, a predicted model, not a curated record
AAACUCGCUUGCAUUUUUCCAGCCUGCUGGCUCCGCCCCUAAACUCACCUGACCGCUUCCUGCACCUGAGGCCCCGCCCCGAGAGGACUGCUCAAACCUGAGAUUCUGGUUGGAGGCAGAAACAGGUGCAGGCGGAGGAGAGCUCGGUCGCUGCUGCGCUGCCGCUUCACACCGACCAGGACCACCAGGACCCGCGGACGGACGCGCACCUGUCCUCAGCCUGACGAGGAACCAUGGCGGAGGCUCCAGAACUGUUCUCAGAGCAGGAGCUGACCUGCUCCAUCUGCCUGGACCUGUUCACCGACCCGGUUUCCACUCCCUGUGGGCACAACUUCUGCCAGGCCUGCAUCGGCGGUUACUGGGCGUCCAGCCAGGUGUGCACGUGUCCGCUGUGCAAGCGUCAGUUCGAUGAGCGUCCGCUGCUCAGCAUCAACAAAGUCUUCGCGCUCAUCGCGGAUAAAUACAAAGUGGCGCAUUACAGCGCCGCCGGGCUCCCGCCACCGCCCCCCAGGAACAGUUCGCCUGUUGUCAUGACGAUGGCGGAGGACGGCAGGAGCACCAACCCGUUUUUGUCGCCACCACCAGAAAGCCAGAAGGUGGCGAGUGUGGGCGGCGACGUGGUGUGGUGUGACGUGUGCACAGGCGUGAAGCGUCCGGCCGUCAGAUCCUGCCUCACGUGCACCGCCUCCUACUGCAACGAGCACGUGCAGCCUCACCUCACUACGCCCUUUUACUCCAAGCACCCCCUGAUGGACCCCCAGGAGGCCCUGAGGGGCCGCACCUGCUCCAUGCACCGCCGCCUGCUGGAGGUGUACUGCAGGACAUGUCAUCGCUGCAUCUGCGCCAUCUGCGUUCUGGAGGAACAUCGGACCCACAAAACCGUCUCGGUCCAGACGGAACGGCUCAACAAACAGAAACAGAUGGCUCGGACGGAGCAGGAGAUCCUCAACCGCAUCCGGGAGAAGGAGAGCCGCCUGGGGGACCUGAGGAGGAAGCUGGAGGGGCUCCAGAACUAUGCCGGCCGAGAGCGCGGCGACGUGGAGAACCUGCUGGACCAGCUGUCCGCGGCACUGGACCGGGUCCGGACUCAGGUGGUGGGCAGGAUGGAGAGUCAGCUGGACCCUCUGGUCUCCAAGGGGGAGAGUCUGGUCAACCGCCUGGAGGUGGAACUUCGCCAGCUGAACGAAAAGAGGGCGGAGCUGGAGGUCCAGGCCAGCAGUCAGGACCACAUCCGGUUCCUGCAGAGUUUUGAAGAAGCCACAGCUCCUCUGGGGGAGGAGCAGCAAGUGGGGGAGGACGAGGAGGACGAGGUGUUUUCCCUCCAUUUCCCACUGGAGGAGGUGAAGAGCGGCCUGAUGGAGGUGAAGGAGAAACUGGAUGAGAUCCAGAUGGGCGAUGGUCUUCCCGGUGGUCACAGAAGCUUCAGAGACUCCUUUCCAGCAGGUGACCUGAUGGCGGCCGACAGCAUGAUGAGUCUGAGAGGAAGCACAGCCAGUCUGAGGAAGAGCCAGUGGUCACUGAAAGAUGUGAAGAGGCUCAAACAGGUUUCAGGACACAAGAAGGCCCGUGUUUACAUGGAGGACGUGACGCUGAACCCGGUGACGGCGUACCCGUUCCUCAUCCUGUCCGAGGACAGGAAGCAGGUGAAGCGCGGCGAGAAGCUGCAGUUCUUCAGGAACAGCCCCCACAGGUUCGACGUGUGGUCCUGCGUCAUCGCCAAGGAGGGCUUCAGCUCUGGCCGCCACUACUGGGAGGUGUUUGUGGGCGAGAACAAGGACUGGAAGCUGGGUGUGAUCAGCGAGUCGGCUCAGAGGAAAGGCUUGUUCGACAUGAGCCCCUCCAAUGGGUACUACGCCCUCUGGUGGAGCGGAAACCAGCUCCGCGCGCUCACGGCGCCCCCCCUGACCAAAGUGAAAAGUCACCACCCCAAGCUGCGGCAGGUGGGCGUGUUCCUGGACGUGGAGGAGGCCCAGGUGACCUUCUACAACGUGAAGUCUGGCUCAGAAAUCUACAGUUUCCAUGGAAACGCGGAGCUCACAGAGAGGAUGUUCCCGCUGCUUGGAACGGGAGACAAAGAGGUUCCUCUGAUCCUUAUGACCACACAGCACCACCUGGCCUGACGGACCGCGUCUGGACCACGACGCCGUAACUAGGACACGCGCAGAAAGGGGAGGAGCUCUGACAUCAGAGAAAGUGUAUUGUUUUGUGCUGAUGACUACCUGCUGCUCUGGAACACACCUUCACAUUAAAACUGGACUUGCAAGAAA